Messenger RNA from Rhinolophus ferrumequinum (greater horseshoe bat), 4401 nucleotides. It is a transcript of the gene UCKL1, whose product is annotated as uridine-cytidine kinase 1 like 1. Gene Ontology annotation, molecular function: ATP binding; kinase activity. Gene Ontology annotation, cellular component: cytoplasm. The transcript has 15 exons. Lineage: Eukaryota; Metazoa; Chordata; Mammalia; Chiroptera; Rhinolophidae. The record is from RefSeq and is a predicted model, not a curated record. The coding region runs from base 2663 to 4267 and encodes 534 amino acids.
GGCGGGGACUGGGAGCCGAGCCCGGAGGUGAGCUUGCGCGUCUGCACCGCUCUUCCCGGAGGCCAGCGGGAAGGGGCUUGUGGGUAAAGCCUGCGUGGGGCCAAAGUCCGCUGCUCGGCGCAUGGAGCGCGUGCUGCACCCAGAAGUUGACCGGUGUCUGUCCCAAGUGGACACGGCCCGUGGGCAUCCGGGCUGCAGUGUGUGGCCGCCUUACACUCCGAGGUGGUCAGUUGUUCUGGAAUUCGCGCGUACUCAGGAUCUGCCCCACCCCACUAAGAGGCCACGCGUCGCCAUCGUGGUGCUCUCUGACUGUCCCGCCUGAUGGGGGCCACUCUGGGGGGCAUUCGACGCUUCUGUGGGGGCUUUGCAAGAGGGAAAGUCGUGGGGGAGCAGCCGUUCUGUCACCCUGGCUGGGGAGGGAAGUGGCCAGGAGGAAAGAGGCUAGCCGCCUCGGGGCCAGCGCCGCCAGGGGGCGGUACAGAGCAGUGUUGGGGCCGCCCCCCCCACCCCCCCGCACUUGAAGACUGGCUCCUCACUUCCAGGCCUGAACUGUCCCCUUUGGGCACCAGAGGAAAUGGUUGUUCCAUCCUGGGCUCCUAGUCCCCGGGAUCGGGUGGGCACUCGGAGGCAGAAACGCCCCGGAUCUGGAGUCCUGGACGGUCUGUGUCCUGCCAGUGGAGCCUCUUAAUAGGAGGGAGGGAAAGGGGGGGCAAGGGGUGCCCUGCAGUGACAGCUCUCCUCCAGGAGAGGGAGCAUCUGGGUCCUAGGCUCACACCCUCCCAGUGAGCAGUGACUAGGAGCCUGGCACAGGGCGUCAGGCUCUAGCAGGACCUGAGUCUCUGACACCUGCUGGUUCCAAAGAAUCUUUGAUUUAGCCCAAGAUCAGAGAGGGCAAGGCCAGUUAAGUUCUUGAGAAAAGCAUUCUCUGAAGAUACGGGUUGGUGGCAGCUACUGCCCUGGGUCCCUCAUGGUGCCUGGGGAGACAGAGGUCAUCUCGGGUCAUGGUCCCCAGUGGACAGAGGAGGGAGCCAGGACCUGAGUUCAGUAAGUGUGGACUUCCCGAGGCCGCGGGGUCUGUCCUCAAACUGCCUCUGCUCACACUGUCCCCUGGUGCUGGCACUCUACGGGCCUCCUCUGCCUGUUCCUCAAGCGCUUGCCCCCGAGGGCCCCCGAGCUGGCUCCCGUCGGAGUCCCUGACCACUGCUCAGCUUCUCCUUCCAUGUCACGGCGGCCACAUUGGUGUGGUCUGUCUACCUUGGCAUUGUUUCUUGUGCCCUCCAGAGGGUCGGCCCCGUGAGGAUGAGCCUGGGACGUGCCAGUACACGAGUGAGCACCGUGGCACUACCUGCACUCCUCAGGCCGUGUCCUGGUGCAGUCAGGUGGAGAUGAGGCUGCAGCUGUGGGUGCAGGGAUGCUGGCCCAGAGCAGCGGGAAAGGGGGUCUUGCAGGGGGUUUUCCAGGGUGGGGAGGUGGGGGGCAGUGCCGGUCCGUAGAGCCUGUCUCAGCACUUAGGGCUGUAACCUCCCAGCCCUCCAGCCUCCGCCUGCUCUGAUACCUCUGUCCCUGAGCCUGUCGGGGCCUCUGGGCCAGGUCCUCGUGGACCAGCUCCCCGCUCUGGCCCCACUUUAUUCACCCGGCAAACUUCCCAAAACCCAGACAGGUGUCAUACAUGAGUGGAGACCUGGCACUGCCUGCUUCAACUCUGCAGUCUUGCCCAGGACAGUGCUAGCCCCUGAGCGUGGGCCCAGCCCCUGCCCGUCUGCCCAGGUACCUCUGGUGGGGGUGCAGACACCCAUUUACCUGGGCAGCCAGGAGAGGCCCCUUUCAGGUGUGUGAAUCCCACGUGGAAUUUGCUCUCCCCUGAGCCUGUGCCCGCCCAGAGCAGUGCUGGAAGCUGAGUCAGGAGGAAAGCUGACAUGGACGGGAGGAGGCGGGGAGCUGUUGGCGCAAACCCCUUUCCACACUUGAGGAAAGAUGCUUUCGCUGACCCACCGUUGCUGAGCCCGCUCUCCCUCCCGCUGCCAGGCUGGAGAGCCGCUGAGCACUGGGUGGCCUUGGGGGAUACACGAGCCCAGCCGUGGAGAGGGCGGGGCGGGCAGUUAUUCUCAGAUGGCAGGAGGGUAGAGUUUCAGAUUUGUUUAUGCCUCUAGGAGGCACCUUGGGGACAGGGUUGGGACGCCUAGCUCAGCUCAGCGUUGCCAUUCAGCUCUGCGUGGCCAAGAGACACCUCAGAUUUUGCUGUUCCACUGGGGGCUGUUGGCUCUACAGUCCCAGGCAGGCCAGGGUGCUGGGGAGGGGUGCACAGUGGCCCUCAGCCAGCCCCUGCACCGGAGGGGCUGUUCUCACCCAAGGCUGGCCCGCGCUCUGCCCGGGCCAUGCCAGCCUGUUCUCUUCAUCAGGGUCAGUGCUAUUAAUACCAGGCGGGUGCACAGCCCCCAGCCGGUGAUCGUUUUAUGCCUGUGACCUCGGGGGCUGGGGUGAGUGCUGUUCCUCCCAGCAACGCAGACUCUGCCAACCAGGCCCGGACCCCUCCAGGCUGCUCCCCUCUGUGCCACCCGCCGUGGAGGGGUGACUCAGGUGGCUCCUGGGCUGUCCGGGGCUGCUGUAGGUCUGAGGCAGUACACGGGUGCCCCUGCUUACGUCGGGUCAGCGCGUCCCAGCCAUGAGCAGCCCCCCCGCUUACCCUGGCAUCAGGAUCUCGGGGUGCUGGGCCCUUGGAGCAGAAGGCAGCAGCAGCGUGGAGGCCCUGGACAGGCUCCUCCCGCCCGUGGGAGCCGGGCGCUCACCCCGGAAGCGUACCACCAGCCAGUGCAAGUCCGAGCCGCCCCUGCUGCGCACCAGCAAACGCACCAUUUACACGGCCGGGCGGCCGCCCUGGUACAACGAGCACGGCACGCAGUCCAAGGAGGCCUUUGCCAUCGGCCUAGGCGGUGGCAGUGCCUCUGGGAAGACCACCGUGGCCAGGAUGAUCAUCGAGGCCCUGGACGUGCCCUGGGUGGUCCUGCUGUCCAUGGACUCCUUCUACAAGGUGCUCACCCGGCAGCAGCAGGAGCAGGCCGCCCUCAACAACUACAACUUUGACCAUCCAGACGCCUUCGACUUCGACCUCAUCGUGUCCACCCUGCAGAAGCUGAAGCAGGGCAAGAGCGUCAAGGUGCCCGUGUAUGACUUCACCACCCACAGCCGCAAGAAGGACUGGAAGACGCUCUACGGUGCCAACGUCAUCAUCUUCGAAGGCAUCAUGGCCUUUGCUGACAAGACGCUGCUGGAGCUCCUGGACAUGAAGAUCUUCGUGGACACAGACUCUGACAUCCGCCUCGUGCGGCGGCUACGUCGGGACAUCAGCGAGCGUGGCCGCGACAUCGCGGGUGUCAUCAAGCAGUACAAUAAGUUUGUGAAGCCGGCCUUCGACCAGUACAUACAGCCCACCAUGCGCCUGGCUGACAUUGUGGUGCCACGAGGGAGCGGGAACGCAGUGGCCAUCGACCUGAUCGUGCAGCACGUGCACAGCCAGCUGGAGGAGAGGAAGCUGCGCUGGGAUCUGGCCGCGCUGGCCUCAGCGCACCAGUGCCAUCCCCUGCCCCAGACGCUGAGUGUCCUCAAGAGCACGCCGCAGGUCCGGGGCAUGCACACCAUCAUCAGGGACAAGGAGACCAGCCGGGACGAGUUCAUCUUCUACUCCAAGAGGCUCAUGCGGCUGCUCAUCGAGCACGCGCUGUCCUUCCUGCCGUUCCAGGACUGUGUGGUGCAGACCCCGCAGGGGCAGGACUACGCGGGCAAGUGCUACGCGGGAAAGCAGAUCACCGGCGUGUCCAUCCUGCGGGCGGGCGAGACCAUGGAGCCCGCGCUGCGGGCCGUGUGCAAGGACGUGCGCAUCGGCACCAUCCUCAUCCAGACCAACCAGCUCACCGGGGAGCCCGAGCUCCACUACCUGCGACUGCCCAAGGACAUUAGUGACGACCACGUGAUCCUGAUGGACUGCACCGUGUCCACGGGCGCUGCGGCUAUGAUGGCUGUGCGCGUGCUCCUGGACCACGACGUGCCUGAGGACAAGAUCUUCCUGCUGUCGCUGCUCAUGGCGGAGAUGGGCGUUCACUCGGUGGCUUAUGCGUUUCCACGCGUGAGAAUCAUCACCACGGCGGUGGACAAGCGCGUGAACGACCUGUUCCGCAUAAUCCCCGGCAUCGGGAACUUCGGCGACCGCUACUUUGGGACAGACGCAGCCCCGGACGGCAGUGACGAGGAGGAAGUGGCCUGGACAAGUUAGCUGGUGGCAGUUUCUUGCCAUCCCCAGCCCCACCCAACUUCCUCCUGCCUCCUGGCCUGUGACAGAGACCUUAACUUAUUUUGACUGUUACCAAUGUAACUUAUUCGAUACGUUUUAUAAAAUAAAGCUUUAGG